Xiphophorus hellerii (green swordtail) is the source of this 2150-nucleotide messenger RNA. It is a transcript of the gene narf, whose product is annotated as nuclear prelamin A recognition factor. The transcript has 12 exons. The record is from RefSeq and is a predicted model, not a curated record. Bases 49 to 1464 code for a protein of 471 amino acids. NCBI's taxonomy places the organism in Eukaryota, Metazoa, Chordata, Actinopteri, Cyprinodontiformes, Poeciliidae.
GGCGCACAAUGGAGGUGGACGUACAUAAGCACGAACGGCGGGGUAAAUAUGAGCUCGGAGAUAAAUGACGAGGGGAAAAUGUCAGGAGUCAAGAUAGCGCAGCGCAAGGAGAAGUGUGAAAACUGCACCAAACAGUGCAACAAGAAACAAGGUGAAGACGGGGCCAGCUCUGGCCCAGAGAGCGAGGAAGUCAAUGGACAGUUGAUCGAAGGCCCCCGGUUGCUGCUGAGCGCCUGUCUCUCCUGUGACGGCUGCCUCUCCGACGAGGAGACCCUGAAGAUUUCCCAGCAGAACCUGGAGGAGGUGGAGCGAGUCCUGGCCCUCAAUAAGAAAUGCGACGCAUCGAAGCACAAGGCGGUGGCGGCGUCAGUGUGUCCGCAGUCGCUGCCUUUCUUUGCCGUCCAGUUCGGCUUGGACAUUAACGAAGCAGCCCGCAAGCUCUGCAGUUUCCUCAAGAGUAUCGGGGUAAAGUUUGUGUUUGAUACCACUGUAGCAGCCGGGUUCAGCAUCUUGGAGACCCAGAAGGAGUUUAUCCAGCGCUACCGCAGGAGGCACCAUGACUCUCAGGCCUUACCCAUGUUCACCUCCUCCUGCCCGGGUUGGAUCCGCUAUGCAGAACGGGUUCUGGGCAGCGUGGUCACCCCUCACCUGUGCACAGCCCGGUCUCCCCAGCAGAUCAUGGGCUGUCUGGUGAAAGACUACUUCUCUGAGCAACAGAAGCUGAGUCCGGAGAGGAUUUAUCACAUCGUGGUGGCUCCCUGCUUUGAUAAGAAGCUGGAGGCUGUCAGAGAGGAGUUUUAUAACAGUCUACUGGAGACCAGAGAUGUUGACUGUGUCCUUACCUCUAAGGAGAUCUACCACCUGAUGCAGAAGAGGAAAAUAUCCAUGGAGCAGUUGGACUCUGUCCCACUGGAUCAUGUGCUGAGAGAAGGCGGGGACGUGGAGCUGAUGAGGCACGACGGUAGAGGCUCCGAAGGUUUCCUGGAGCACGUGUUCAAACACACGGCUAAGGAGGUGUUCGCCGUCGAUGUGCAGGAAAUCACGUACAAAACCCUCAGGAAUCGUGACUUCCAGGAAGUGACGCUGGAGGAGGACGGGGAAACGCUGCUGCAAUUUGCUGCCGUCUACGGUUUCAGGAACAUCCAGACGUUAGUGCACCGGAUGAAGAAGGGCCGCCUGCCGUACCAGCUGGUGGAGGUGCUGUCCUGCCCUGGAGGGUGCCUGAGUGGCCGAGGUCAGGCGGAGAGCGAGGCGGGGGGCCGGGUCGAUAAAGGCCUGGUUCAGCAGAUGGAGGAGGUCUACAUUAGCCUGCCGGUCCGCCUACCAGAACUCAACCCCGUCCUGAACAAGCUGUAUCAAGACUGGCUGCACGGCCCUGACUCGGAUCAGGUCAGCAAGCUGCUGCACACGGAGUUCAAAGGGCAGAGCCAGAGUAACACACAACCUCCACACAUGGAGUGGUGAAAAAAAAACAACAGAAAAAUCUGUUUUGCAAUUCUGAACCAAUGAAGAAGAGAAGGAAGUGGACCAUGCAGCAGAAGGAGGGAAAAAAAAGGUCAUUCAUUCUUUUAACCACAGGGGGUCGCUGUCUGCUUUAAUAAAUAGAAGCCGUCCACAACAACCCGCGCUUUCCAUUCCAGCUCACUGCAGCGGUGCCGUCAGCAUGUCGGGAUCAGAGCCACAGGACGAAUCUGUGGUAGGCCAGCUGUUAUGGGAAAACGGGAACAGCUGGAGGAAGUUGGGAAUUUUAUCAGCAUGCAGAGCAAUAAGGCCACAUGUGGAACUGUCAAACCUGUGGGAAUGCUAUGAGUUUUAAUAUAUUCCAAAUCUGUCUUUCCAGUAUGGAAGCUGCUGUUUUUAUCUAGUGUUAAAGCUGUUUGCUUUGUCGCUGUCAAAAUGACACAACAAAAUGUGUGCAACAUAAAGCUAACUAUGCAACAGCAUCUUAUCUCUACAGACAGGAGGUGGGGGGGAGGGCAGGGUAUGAAAAAUAGUUAUUUUAAUUGGUACCCAUGUUUUUACUUGUGUCCGUUUUCUUUCAAUUCCAUAAUCAGGCUUUUUUUUUUUUUAUUAAGUUAUAUAUUUGUAUUCAUGUUAAACGACCAAGCAUACCUGUGACAUGUAAAGAACUAAAAUAUUCUCCAAACCAA